GCCAAGGCGGCGACCAGCGAGAAGCACGGGCAGCAGCAGCGGCAGCCGUCGCGCUCCUCGGCAUCGCAUUCAUUAAGAAGCCUGGGCCACUACGAAUGACGAGUGCCGCGCCCUGGCGCCGCCCGCAUCUGAGCGGGAGGACCCUGGGGGCCUCCGCGUCCGUGCCGACGCUGCCGGCGCUGGUGCCGCGGCCUGGCUCCUCCGCUCCCUCCGCUGCCUCCGGCGCCAGCGGCGGCGGCCGCGGUGCCCCGCCGGAGCGCCGCGCCAGCCGCCCGGCCAGCUCCGCGAGCUCGGUGCUGUCGGGCGCGUCCCGGCGCUCGUCGAGCUGCUGGUCGCAGGCCGUGCCGUCCACGGUGCUGCAGCUGGAGCUGGAGGAGGAGCGGGAGCGUCGCGAGCGCGCCGAGCGGGAGCUGAGCGCGCUGCGGGCCCAGCUGGCCAAGCUGUCGAAGUAAGCCGCCUCGUGCCGGCCGCUCCCUGCAGCGCAGGCGCUGCGUCGCGCCCCGUCUAUCCCGGGAGGGGCAAGAGGAGGAUGAGGAUGAGGAGGAGGAGAUGACACGAUGUCCGCUCUGCAAGCUGUGCGUGCUUUUCGCGCUUCUCUCGCGCAAGGGCCCUGCACGUCUCCGGGAGCAGCUCGUUGAUGGGUUCGCGUGACUGGCGUGCCACGGAUUCUGUGUCAGCCCUCCGAUGUGUGCCUUCGAUGUUUUCUGCAUGUGCUGCACGCGCUGCCUCUCCACCAGCGCACGACUUGCGCCAGGGGGCGAUGCGAUCGGGCGCGCGGACACUGUAGAUCUGCUCCUGCGCAGCGAGUCUUUAUUCGUCGCUCGGACGUGUGUGUUUUUUUUUCUCGGCGAGCACGCGCGGAACCGAGCCAUGCACGAGGAACGAACGUCCGAGCGACGGCACGUUCUGGGGCUGCUGAUUGUUUCACUGCGCUGCCUGAGUAUGUCAAUUCGGGCCUGCGGAUUCUGAGAGUCGAGCCGCUGCUCUGCUGGACAGCAGCGGUGCUCUCAUUCGAGCCCGCCUCCGCCUCCUCCUCCUCUUCCCCCUCCUGCCGUGCACGCCCUCGCCCUCCUCCUCCUUCUUGUGCUGCUUCUUUUGUUUCUCGUCCUCCUCUUCCCCCUCCUCCUCCUCCUCCUCCUCC
Molecule: messenger RNA, 1141 nt
Organism: Prorocentrum cordatum
Lineage: Eukaryota; Dinophyceae; Prorocentrales; Prorocentraceae
Source: the annotation of a GenBank genome assembly